This is a messenger RNA of Cannabis sativa, 5190 nucleotides long. RefSeq lists its product as uncharacterized. Gene Ontology annotation, biological process: tRNA processing. The record is from RefSeq and is a predicted model, not a curated record. The transcript has 11 exons. Bases 169 to 2238 code for a protein of 689 amino acids. NCBI's taxonomy places the organism in Eukaryota, Viridiplantae, Streptophyta, Magnoliopsida, Rosales, Cannabaceae. Gene Ontology annotation, molecular function: ligase activity, forming carbon-nitrogen bonds; ATP binding.
CCUUUAAAAUACAUUCGCAAAGUUUUCAUUACCUCAACGAAGGGCACUUAAGUGUAAACUAAGAACUUAGGAGAUGAAAACCUUGUUAGUUUAUUUAGCAAAUAUAGGAUGAGGGUGGUGGGCGGGUGAGACCUGAAGCCGACUGCUGUUGGAGUGGAGUGAAGAGUAAUGGCGCGAGGGCUAAUUAUCCCGUUCCGAAUAGAAACCAUGGCAUUUGCUGCCAAUCCACUCUUUUCUUCCAUCUCCACACUACCUCUCUCAGUACGCACUAUCCCAUUUCUUUAUCAUCUCCCUCUCCGCUGUUCUUCUUCUUUCACCACCCAAGAGACUAUCGACAUGACCAAGUAUCACCAAGCUUUUUCUAGACGAAUGACCUUGGCCGGCCUCAAACCCCACCAUCGCAUCGCUAUGGGAGUCUCUGGAGGACCUGAUAGUAUGGCAUUGUGUGUUUUGUCUGCCCAUUGGAAGACCAAUGGCCUUAGUACAAACCGAGAUUCUGAUGGCUUUAUUGACGGGCUUUUGGCUAUAAUCAUCGAUCACAGCCUGCGUGCUGAGAGCAAAGAGGAGGCAAACAUUGUUUCUAGUCGAGUCUCUACAAUGGGAAUCAGAUGUGAGAUUGUCCAUUGUGAGUGGUCUGAUGGUCGUCCUAAACAAGGUCACUUGCAGGAAGCAGCUCGUGACAUGAGGUAUCAACAUUUUCAGAAAGUCUGCAUCCAGAACCAGAUCAGUGCGUUACUUAUCGCACAUCAUAUGGAUGACCAGGCUGAAUUAUUUGUUCUUAGACUAUCACGCCACAGCAGUGUGCUUGGACUUGCUGGAAUGCCGUUCAUUUCUCAAAUUUUCUCCUCAUACACUCAUUCUUCCGAUGCAAAAGAUUAUGGCAUUCUUCUUGUGCGACCGCUCCUGGAUUUUUCCAAGGAAGACAUGUACAAGAUAUGUCAAGGAGGUCAACAAACUUGGGUGGAGGACCCUACAAAUCAAAGUAUUCUAUAUGCUCGUAAUAGGAUUCGAAUGUCAUUAAGAGAUUGUUCAUCGUAUGGAUUCAAUUCUGAGCUGCAAGCAGUUAUUUCUGCUUGUCAACAAACUCGGUUAUAUGUUGAUAAUGUUUGCUCCAAUUUGAUGAAUAAAGCAGUCACUGUAACAGAUUUUGGCUAUGCUGUCAUUGAUUUAGAGAUCUUAAACCCUUCAAAAAUUGAAGACAUAUGCCUCUCGAAGUUUAUUGCUUUGAUUUUGCAGUUCAUCUCGCAAAGGAACAGGCCAAUUAGAGGCAGUACUUCAAAAUUGCUGCUGGACUACAUGCGUACUUUCCCAUGCAGGACAUCCCUUACAGCAGCUGGUUGCUACCUUUGUCCAGCACCGUCAUCUAGAGGCACCAAAGCCCUGGUUUGCUGUUCUGUUGAUUGUCCUCUGCCUCAAACAGUCGAGUUCCUCGAUGCACUGUCAUAUACAGAUCAUCAACAUCAUACUGCAAAUGAUAUAGAGCAAAUUAUAGCAGAUAGCAAAUCGCAUUUUAAUCGUCUUGUUCCAGAUGCAUCAGAAGUGCAUUUUUUGGACACUACCUCUGAAUCAGUUCUAAGUAAAGCUAGAAGGCUUGAAAUGCUUAGCGAGUCGACGUACAAGAACAUAAUGUUAUUGCAAAGGGAAGAAGUCAAGCAUUUCAGGUCAAAAAAGAAAGUAACACCAGAAAGUGAAUCAAAAGACAAAGUAAAAUCUAUUAGUAUGUACUCUGAACCACUAUUCCAUGGGAAAAUUUGUUCCUUCAUGAACCGCUUCUUUGUCGCAUGGAAAUUGAACAAAGAAAUUCCUGCCAGUGCAAUAUCUGGGGAAGCUGAUAGCCAUGACUAUACGGGAGGGGAAACUUUGUGCUGUCAUUGCAAUUCUUGUGUGUUUGGUAAUGACAUGGUACCUGAGGUGCGCCACAUGUGUGAAUCUGACUGGCUAUAUCUUGCUGACUUGUUGAAGUGUCCCACUUCAGAAAAUUCUCAACUGAAAGAUACAUCUUCAACAAACAGUACAAGCACUUGUUUAAAUCACGCAAGGGUUUCAGCACAAAGAGCUCUUCUGAUCCUAAAAUCUAUCCCAGCUGCCGCAAGAAGAGGUUUACCUGUCUUAGUAAAUGAUCAAGGGCUUCUAUUGAGCAUCCCGAGCAUUGGCUUCAAAUACUGUCCUCGAUUAGAUGUAACUGCGGUAUUCAAGCCAAGAGUUCCUCUUGGCGGAGGUCAUAGUUUGUUCAUCUAGCAACUGUAAAUUCAGUCAGGGUUAUGAAAACACAGAAGCGAACAGCUAGCACUCCGGAAAUGAUUUGCCUAAGAGCAGCUUCUUCACCUAAUAGACCAUUUUCCUCCAGUAAAAAUUGGUUACAUUGCUUCAAAACAAGAUCAUGAAUUCGAAAUCAGGCUAUAAUAUUAAACCAAUCAUUGUCAACAUCAUUUGUUGGUAUGAAUGACAUGACUGCUGCACAAUCUCUCUGCAAGCUCCAACCACCCGUCCCUUUCAUUGAGAGUAAUAUUGUUUUUAAGGCUUCCUACUCUGUAAAUUGUUUUGUAACAUAGGUCAUCUAGCAAUAAAUUUCAGAAUCUCAGUUAUGUUAACAAGUUUUAAUUUUUUUUAUUCUGUCAUGUUCUGUUACUUUUUCCUACCAAAAUAAAGCUAGACUCAACUUUCAUGGGAAACAGUGGUGUGUACAUUUUUUUUCAUAGUUAAAAAGGUUAAGAUAAUUCCAUGUGAAAUUGGAUUAUACAACAUGAGCCACCUGCUUGAUAGAAACUUAAUAUUGAAAUAUAUAAGUAAAUGAAAAAAAAUAUAGAGGUUCUUUAAAAAGAGUUUUUGGAAGUGAAUAGCACAGUCCUAUCGGCCAUCCCUCCAGUCUUCAUCAACAGUGGCAAUACUGGUGUUUAUCUUCCAAUGCGAUCAUGGAUUUUAUUACUCCCCAAAACAUCAAUUAGUAUUUUGUAGUUGUAAGCCACAAUUCUGCUGUUGGUAUAAUAAUAUUCCAACUACAUUUCCUGUACAGCUUAUUCUCCCUGUCAUCUAAACCAUUAUGAUUAUACAAAGAUGUUAAUGACACUAACUAAAUGGUUGUAUGUUUUUUGCCAAAUGGAAAAUUUUCCUUUUUUUUUUUGGUAUUAGAGAUGAAGUCUGUUUACAAGAUGGGAACAAAAAAAGUAACAAAGAAAAGAACAGUAUCAUUCCCGAGAUGCUGGCUUGAAAAUCGAAGCCAGUAAUUUUAGGAGGGGCCAAUUAUUUCACCCUCGAUCAAACACUCUGAUACAAUCUUUUUUGGUGUAAUACAAUGAAAGGGGGGUAAUAGUGCAAGAGGAUAGGAAGAAGAAUCACAAUCUUCCCGAACCUCCUCGUUCUUUGAAAGAGUUCCAAGACAACCAUUGCUUCCAAGCAGCAUCCUUUUGCUGCUCAACCCAUGACAGAAAAGCACUAUCCAACAAGCAGAAGAUAUUAACAUAGAGUAGCUGAUACCUUACUGGGACAUACCGGAAAUUCACCACCUGAACAAUUGGCCAUAUACCGCCCUCCAAAAUCAAGGCUGGGAUGAAAUCCCUCUUCACAUCUUCCUUCACUUGUUGAACACUCUUCCCCAUAGAAAAGCCCAUGUAUGUGAAAAAGACAAACAAAUCAAGAGGGCCAAAGAUGAUAGCAUCCAUUGCGACCUUAGUGGCCACAAACCGCAAUGACUUUGGCUGUUGAAGAAGCUUCAGCCUUAAAAACUUGUCCAAGCCUUCGUACCUACAAGGUUUAAUUGAGUAACCCCUAAGAAUUUCAGUAUGAAAAAUACUCAUCUUAAACUAAAGCUCUUUUUGCACAUUUAUGGUUAGAAUAUCACGUGCCAAAUUUGAUAGCAUUGCCCUCAUUCUUGUAAAUAGCAAAAAAUGCAGCAUAGAGAAUAAUUUUUGCAAUUCAAAACAAUUUAUCAAGAAAACAGAAACUACAUGUUGCCUGAACUGAGAAUUGAUAUAUGGAUUUUCUUUCCUAUCAGCAAAAAUCACAUGCACAGAUGCUUUUAACGGCUGUGGGAAGGCAGUCGCAGCAGUUAACAAACAAAGAUGAAUAACUGACCCCCAGUGAAAAGAUAGGAAAGACGAACCAGAAGUGGCCAACAGGUCCAACAAAACCAAAACCAAAUGAACUAGUGAUUGCUACUCGUUUCCAAUUCACUUUAAAAUCUGCCUCUGCAUCCUGAAACAAUAAACACAUGUUGUAAUCUAACUUUUGCAAAGAAACUAAUUGACAAACAAUAUAAAUUUGGCCUCAACAAAAAACAAUGUCUUCAACUUGUUCAAAAGUUAAAACACAAUAGCACAGCAUUAACAUUAAAAAAAAAAUGGUAAUGAAGUAGAUAAAAAGGAAAACAGAUUUACAACAGUAGGAGGUAGUGAACAAAACAAAUGCACAUGAAAACAAAUUGGUAACUGAUAGUGAGCUAGUAACAGCAAGCCUUCAGCUUCUCAUAACUACCUAUUAUGCUAAAGGAGCCACUAUUGCCGUUGACAAAAGAGCAUCAUCACAUAAAAUGUACCUGUCUUAUACAAGUAUUUCAUGGUGCUGAGAAAUUUCAAAAAUCUUCUCCCUCAUAUGGUACACGAUACCUUCACAUUUUGCGGCAACUGGCAAGUGUACGUGAAAUAUUGACAUAAAACUAUCCAAGAAAUUGUUCAAGAAUUAUUGCGAAAGAAAGAUAUAGCUAGGCUUCUUCAAAGGCUACAUACAGAACCUCCCCAAAAUAUGAACAAGAGUUCAACUCAAGAAAAUUAACCCGAAAAAAUCUCGGGGGAGGUGGGCAAAGAAUCACUAACUAAAUGAGCUACUUACAGCUAUUCGAUACACAAAUUACACGAGUCAAGAACAGAAAAUAUGAAAACAAGAACACCCAGAUGAGAUUAAAGUCCGAAGGCAAUAAGGAAUACAGAAGAAAUGCGAAAAAAUGAAUGGGGUUUUAGGUUUUAGAAAUGGAUACUCACUGAAAUUUUAAGGCGCCUUUUUGCGGAAGUGUGGGUGAUGUAUUGAGCAGCAACGUCGCCGGCACCCCAGAGGAAGCCGGAGCUGAUGACCUGGGUCUUCACCGGAUGAAAAGCCAGGCAGUUCUGGUACCACUUCCAGAGCCUUAGCAUCAUUUCGUGUCUAUCUUGAGGAAAGAAAAUAAAAUGGUAAAAGAAAUUUAAGGACAGAAAAGAAAAG